Molecule: messenger RNA, 1020 nt
Organism: Lasiosphaeria miniovina
Lineage: Eukaryota; Fungi; Ascomycota; Sordariomycetes; Sordariales; Lasiosphaeriaceae
Exons: 2
Coding region: 1-888 (295 amino acids)
Source: RefSeq, a predicted model, not a curated record
AUGGCCAAUUUACUACGCGCGACGCGCAACGCGUCACGCGUCGGACCACGCUGGGCUGCAAAUUUCCUGUACUGCUCCAGCGCCUGCCAGACCAGCGACGCGCCCGUGCACAAGCUGUUGUGCGACGCCUUCUCCGCCAGCGUCGCCCCCGGCUCUGGGGGCAGCCAGCAGUCCCACAACGUCCGUGCAAUCCUCUUCCCAGCGGACGCGGACGCUGCGCCUCCAUCGCUGGUGGGCGUGCGCAUCGCCGGGUUCCGCGACCCAGAGUCGGGCAUCGCGUUUCCCGAGGCCGAGGUGCACCCGUUUUUCGAGUCGCUAGCAACAAAAAGAUCGCCUGAGGCGCUGACGACGGACCGCAACCGCGUGCGCAACCGCGACACGCGCAGCAUGCUCGAGGUGUGGCAUGUUCCAGCUGCGACGGGCGACGGCGAGAGCGGCGCGGGCGGCGGCGGCGGCGGCGGCGGCGGUGGUGGUGUUCUGAACGGGUGCAUCAUAUCGCUGGCGAAGAAUAUGGCCUCAGGAGAGGCAGGACCGUUUUACCCCUGGUCGGGACCCGUGCUGGUGCUUGCCAUGACCAGACCGACGGGGUUCAUGGUGGAUCCAGGCGCGUAUCGCGACUGCACGCUGCAUGACUGUCGCGAUGCUGUGGAUUUUGUAGUGGAUUAUGGGAAUGCGGAGCAUGAGAAGAGGAUUCAGGAGGCGCUGGCGACGCUGGGGGCAGGUUCGACGGCUGAGGAGGUGAGUAAGGGCGAUCAGGAGGGUGUUGCGGUUGAUGAGAAUCGGGGCGAGGGUGAUGUUGUUGCUGGUGACGCCGAGGACCGCAGAAAGCGGCAAGACCAGCCCGCUGAGGAAGUGAAAAAGGAAUUUGCGGUAGAGAUGGAGGGGUGAACUUGAUGCAUGAAGUGGGCAAUACACCAAGGUAGUGUUGAGAGAAUAAUCAGACUUCCAAAACUACAUAAACUCGACUGUCGAGCCAACCAAAGUGACAGUGUACCCUCAUUUCAUAAGGGUAUGGAACGG